CCUCCUCCAAUUUCAUCAUCUUAUCUCUUCAGCAAAAUGAGGCUUCCAACUCUCACCAGAUUGUUGAAAUCCGUCGCCGGACAAUUCCCUGAUCGGAGAGCCUUAUCCGUAUCCGGAAAGUUUGAUCUCUCACAUUCCCGCCUCCAACACCUCGUUGAUUCCGCCGCUGCAAAACUCGCCGGCGCCGGCGUCAAACCCGGUGAUGUCGUUGCCCUUGUCUUCCCAAACACCGUCGAGUUUGUGAUCAUGUUUUUGGCCGUGAUCCGAGCUCGAGCCACGGCGGCGCCACUCAACGCCGCCUACACCGCGGAGGAGUUCGAAUUUUAUUUAUCGGACUCUGAAUCGAAGCUUUUGGUAACUUCUAUAGAAGGCAACGGCCCCGCUGAAACGGCGGCGUCUAAACUCAACAUCCAACACGUGACCGCUGAGCUCCCCGAUGCACGUGCCGAGUUGAUUCUUUCCUGGACUCAGUUCAACUCGAACGAUUCUGAAUCCGACUCAGUUCUUGAAAUCGUCAAUGACGGAUCCGACGUGGCGUUAUUCCUCCACACGUCAGGGACCACGAGCCGCCCCAAAGGCGUCCCUUUGACUCAGUUUAAUUUGGCCUCAUCGGUUAACAACAUUAAAUCGGUUUAUAAACUCACUGAGUCCGACUCAACCGUUAUUGUCCUUCCUUUGUUCCACGUCCACGGUUUAAUGGCUGGAUUACUCAGUUCACUCGCUGCUGGAGCCGCCGUUACUUUACCAGCUGCCGGGAGAUUCUCGGCGUCGACAUUCUGGGCCGACAUGGUCCAAUACAACGCCACGUGGUACACUGCUGUUCCUACGAUCCACCAGAUCAUACUGGACCGGCACUCGACCAAACCAGAAAAGGUUUAUCCGAACCUCCGGUUCAUUAGAAGUUGCAGUGCUUCAUUGGCUCCGGCUAUUUUGAACCGGUUGGAGGAGGCGUUUGGGGCGCCGGUUCUGGAGGCAUACGCAAUGACGGAGGCGACACAUCUGAUGUCGUCGAACCCAUUGCCGGAAAAUGGUCCGCACAAAGCCGGGUCGGUGGGAAAACCGGCGGGUCAAGAAAUGGUGAUAUUGGAUGCAAACGGCGUCGUUCAGGAGGCGAAUGUGAAAGGGGAAGUUUGUAUCAAGGGUUCGAAUGUGACGAAGGGAUAUAAAAGCAACCCAGUAGCGAACGAGGAAGCGUUCCGGUAUGGGUGGUUCCACACCGGAGAUAUUGGGUACUUUGAUUCCGAUGGUUAUUUGCAUCUCGUCGGUCGGAUCAAAGAGCUCAUCAACCGUGGAGGGGAAAAGAUAUCGCCGAUUGAAGUGGACGCGGUGCUUUUGGCACAUCCGGACGUGGCUCAGGCCGUCGCAUUUGGAGUUCCUGACGAAAAGUAUGGGGAGGAGAUAAACUGUGCAAUAAUUCCAAGGGAAGGAUCAAAAAUUGGAGAGGAAGAUGUAUUGAGCUUCUGCAGGAACAAUUUGGCUGCCUUCAAAGUCCCUAAGAAGGUCUUUCUCACUGAUUCACUCCCCAAAACUGCUUCAGGCAAAAUACAACGAAGAAUCGUAGCCGCCCAUUUUCUUCACCAAAAAUCUUGACGAUGAAUCUCGACCGCUAAUAUUAUUUCCAUUCUCAAGAAAGGAAAAAGAGAGAGAGAGAGCAGCUAAAUUUGUGGAUAAUUUUUAAUUUUGGUUCAUUCUAGUUUUUGUGAUUUUAUAAUAUCUGUUUUGAU
Messenger RNA from Benincasa hispida (wax gourd), 1724 nucleotides. Its product is annotated as oxalate--CoA ligase. NCBI's taxonomy places the organism in Eukaryota, Viridiplantae, Streptophyta, Magnoliopsida, Cucurbitales, Cucurbitaceae. Gene Ontology annotation, biological process: fatty acid metabolic process. Gene Ontology annotation, molecular function: medium-chain fatty acid-CoA ligase activity. The record is from RefSeq and is a predicted model, not a curated record.